Messenger RNA from Hipposideros armiger (great roundleaf bat), 878 nucleotides. RefSeq names its product mast cell protease 3-like. Lineage: Eukaryota; Metazoa; Chordata; Mammalia; Chiroptera; Hipposideridae. Gene Ontology annotation, biological process: proteolysis. The record is from RefSeq and is a predicted model, not a curated record. The transcript has 5 exons. Gene Ontology annotation, cellular component: intracellular membrane-bounded organelle; cytoplasm. The coding region runs from base 68 to 811 and encodes 247 amino acids. Gene Ontology annotation, molecular function: serine-type endopeptidase activity.
AGAGCCUGGGGUUAGAAAACCAAGGGGAAGCACCAGCAGCUCUGCCCUCGGCCACCUUCCCGAGAAGAUGCAGCCACUUCUACUCCUGAUGGCCUUUCUUCUGUCCCCCAGGGCAGAGGCAGGGGAGAUCAUCGGGGGGCAUGAAUCCAAGCCUCACUCUCGUCCCUACAUGGCACAUCUUGGGAACUGUGGGGGUUUCCUUGUGCGUGAGGACAUCGUGCUGACAGCAGCUCACUGUGCGAGACGUCUCUGCAGCUCAAUUACUGUCACCCUGGGAGCCCACAACAUCAAGCAGAAAGAGGAGACCCAGCAGAAAAUCCUGGUGAAAAAAGCCAUAAUCCACCCAGACUAUAAUUACCCUCAGUGUGCGAACGACAUCAUGUUACUGCAGCUGGAGAAGAAGGCCAAACUGAAUGCCAACGUGCGCCUCAUCAGUCUGCCCACAAUGACAGACCAGGUGAAGCCAGGGAUGGUAUGCAAUGUGUCUGGCUGGGGGCGUCUGGGAGUAAACACCACAGGUAAUGGGAAACUGCAUGAGGUAGAGCUUGAAAUCCAGAGCAACAACGUAUGCAGCUCUCGCUACAAACAUUACAACAGCACCAUCCAGAUAUGUGUGGGGGACCCGAAAAAGAUUCAGACUUCUUUUAAGGGAGAUUCCGGGGGCCCCUUCAUAUGUAACAACGUGGCCCAAGGCAUUGUCUCCUAUGGAAAUGACAAAGGAAAACCUCCGCGAGUUUACACCAGGAUCUCGAGGUAUUUGCCCUGGAUAAAAAGCACAAUGAGACGCUUCAAACUGCUGAGAACACAGUGAGGCAACCCGGAAUUGAUCCGUCCAUCUUCUCUGGGGCUCAGGCCAAUACUGCAUUGGGCUGAGAGGG